AUGGAAUCUUACUAUACAUCACCGUCAUAUUAUUAUCAACCAUCAUGUCCUCUUCAUGAUUCUUAUGUUGAUCCUUGUUGCACAUAUCCACCCCAGUCGACUCCAUCCCAUUAUUACCCAUCUUAUGUUGAUCAAUCGUCACCACAAAUUGUUCACUACAAUAACUCAACAUCUCCAGUACAAACUGUUCAUUCCACUAGGCCGCUUAAUUCAACUUUUGAAUUAGCUCCUCCAGUAGGACGCCGCCGUCGUCAACGCACCGUAUUUUCAAAAGAUCAAGUCGUCGUACUUGAUCAAAUCUUUGAAAAAAAACAAUAUCCUGAUAUUCAACUUCGUGAACAACUUUCUCAACGACUCGAUGUACCCGAAGCUCGAAUUCAAGUUUGGUUCAAAAAUCGCCGAAGUCGCGCACGAACAACACAUAAAACAAAAUACUAA
Molecule: messenger RNA, 438 nt
Organism: Rotaria socialis
Lineage: Eukaryota; Metazoa; Rotifera; Eurotatoria; Philodinida; Philodinidae
Source: the annotation of a GenBank genome assembly